This is a messenger RNA of Rhodotorula graminis WP1, 291 nucleotides long. RefSeq lists its product as uncharacterized. Lineage: Eukaryota; Fungi; Basidiomycota; Microbotryomycetes; Sporidiobolales; Sporidiobolaceae. Gene Ontology annotation, molecular function: iron ion binding; 2 iron, 2 sulfur cluster binding; 4 iron, 4 sulfur cluster binding. Gene Ontology annotation, cellular component: mitochondrion. Gene Ontology annotation, biological process: iron-sulfur cluster assembly. The record is from RefSeq and is a predicted model, not a curated record. The annotation marks the transcript as partial. The transcript has a single exon.
AACCCGGCCCUCGCCCUGCGCCUCGCCGUCGAGUCGGGCGGCUGCCAUGGCUACCAGUACAAGAUGCAGGUCACGGCCGACCGCGACCAGGACGACUACCUGUUCCGCGCGCGCGACGCCGACGUCGGCGAUGGCGAGGCGCUCCUCGUUGUCGACGCCGCGAGCCUGCCCCUCGUCAACGGCGCCACGGUCGACUACGCCACCGAGCUCAUCGGGAGCGCGUUCAAGAUCAAGGACAACCCGCAGAGCAAGGACGCCGGGUGCGGGUGCGGCGUCAGUGCGUCGCCGGUU